AUGGCCUCUCUAUCUCUGCCACCCACCCUCACCUUCCGCGCUGCUGCGUCGGCGUCCUCCUCCGCUGCGUCCGGCUCGUUCACCGUCCCUGGAAACCUCAAGAUCGUCGGCGUAAUCCUCGCCGUUACCAGUGGUCUCCUCAUUGGCUCCAGCUUUGUCUUCAAGAAGAAGGGGCUCAUACGCUCACAGAAGGGUCUCGUUGCGGGAGAGGGUGUUGGCUACCUCAAGUCGCCGCUAUGGUGGACCGGAAUGUCUAUGAUGAUCCUUGGCGAGAUAUGUAACUUUGUUGCCUAUGCGUUCGUCGAAGCCAUCGUCGUGACGCCGAUGGGCGCGCUGUCUGUCGUGAUAUGCGCGAUCCUGUCGCACUUUUUCCUCCAGGAAAAGCUCGGCUUUUUCGGUUGGCUUGGCUGCGGGCUGUGCAUCAUUGGCUCGGUCAUCAUUGCGCUCAAUGGUCCGCAGGAGGCGUCGGUCGGCCAGAUCACGCAGUUCCAGGCGAUGUUCCUCGCACCGGGCUUCCUUGCGUACGGCUCGGUGCUCAUCGCGGCGUCGCUCGUCAUCGUGUUCUAUUUUGCGCCAAAGUACGGCUCGAAGAGCAUGCUGUGGUAUAUCAUGGUGUGCAGCAUGAUUGGCGGGAUCAGCGUGAGCGUAACGACUGGGCUGGGGUCGGCGAUCGUAACGAGCGUGAUGGGGGAUAACCAGUUCAAGCACUGGUUCAUAUACUUCCUGAUGGCGUUCAUUGCCGUGACAUUGAUCACCGAGGUGUAUUACUUGAAUAAGGCGCUGGCGCUCUUCAAUACCGUCACCCCAACAUACUACGUGAUAUUCACGUUCUUCUCGAUGCUGACGACGAUCGUGCUCUUCCAAGGGCUCAAGGCGAGCGCGACGCAAAUCAUCACGCUCGUUAUGGGCUUCGUGGUGAUCUGCUUCGGCAUCACGAUCCUGCAGCUCUCCAAGGUGGACCCGACACAAAUACAAGUGCUGGACCGGCGGUCGACGAUCCUGCUGCAGGCGGCGAAGCGCGACACGGAGGGCAUGGACGAGAAGAGCCUCGUCGCCGUCGAAGACCCGGGCAUCGACGCGCUGCGCGGCGGCUUUGGCAUGGUCGGCAGCGUCAUCCGCGCGAGAAGCGCACACCGCAUGAGCAUGAGCAGCCGCGCGACGGGCAGCAUACAUUCGCGGUACAGCGUCGCGCCGCCCGGGUCCUCAGACCACCUCGCAGGCAUGAAGCGCCACCAGCUGUGGGACGCGCCCGUGCCGGGUACGCCGCUGGGCGUGCCCGACGUGGAGGCCGACGCGCACUCGCUCGCGAGCCGCCCGUCCGAUGUCGGCUCGCCGCGGCCGAGCACGCGGAAGCAGACGAUCAAGUUCGAUAGCCAGGACGUCGUGCACUCGUACCACCUCCCGGGUGCAGGCGACGGCACUGCGACACACGAGAUGCGCAGUGCGUCGCACUUCUCGAUGAGCCCGCCUCUGAAAGCGGUGAGUGGGCGUGUCUGGAGGGGGUCGGAAGAUGGUUGCUGA
Messenger RNA from Postia placenta MAD-698-R-SB12, 1521 nucleotides. RefSeq lists its product as hypothetical. Gene Ontology annotation, cellular component: membrane. The transcript is spliced from 13 exons. Gene Ontology annotation, biological process: magnesium ion transport. NCBI's taxonomy places the organism in Eukaryota, Fungi, Basidiomycota, Agaricomycetes, Polyporales, Adustoporiaceae. Gene Ontology annotation, molecular function: magnesium ion transmembrane transporter activity. Bases 1 to 1521 code for a protein of 506 amino acids. The record is from RefSeq and is a predicted model, not a curated record.